Messenger RNA from Bombyx mandarina (wild silkworm), 935 nucleotides. RefSeq names its product Proteasome inhibitor 31 kDa (gene PI31). Gene Ontology annotation, molecular function: endopeptidase inhibitor activity; proteasome binding. NCBI's taxonomy places the organism in Eukaryota, Metazoa, Arthropoda, Insecta, Lepidoptera, Bombycidae. Gene Ontology annotation, biological process: proteasome-mediated ubiquitin-dependent protein catabolic process. The record is from RefSeq and is a predicted model, not a curated record.
AUGGCAUCAGACCCGCUGUUUGGCUGGGAUUUAACAUUCAAAACAAUUGAGAGGGAUAUAAAAAAACAGUCUGACAUAAUAAUUGCUUUUAUUCACUGGAAUUUAACAAGGAGGGGUUUUCGAAGCAUCGGUUUAAGUGAUGAGAGAACAAUCACUGGCGAUGAACCUAAAAGUGAGCUACUUCCUGAAGGAUGGAACGACACUGAGAACUACAGAAUAAGAUAUGUUCUCGAAUCUAAACUCUAUAUUCUGCAUGGCUUAAACACUGAUGGAAAUUUAAUUGUAAAUUUAAUGAGAUCUGAAGACCUUGCUGUUACGAACAUAGGUGUAAAGAUAGACGAAAUACUGAAAGAAUCAAAUGGAACCAUAGACGUCAUGAUGCCGAAUUACAAAGAUUUCAUUUUUGUUAUAAAGCGAGAUCUAAUUGAUAGCAUCACAGACAAGCCAACAGCUACUUCGGAAACACAGACUGCAUCAGAUCAUUCAAACACUAGAAGGCCUUCAGAUGAUCCACUGAGAAUUCCUCCCAGACCCAGACCCGGAGUUAAUCCCGAUUCACAAGAUCUAUGGGCAGUUCCUCCUGGCCGUAACGUUGGCCAUUCAGAUCUCGAUCCGUUCUCUCCUUUCGGGGGUGGAAUGAUAUUUAACCCGUUUGCUCCACGUCGAGACAUUGAGAACCCAGGCCUGGGUGUUCCAGGUGGAUUGCCAAGAGCAGCGGUUCCCCCCGGGGCACGUUUCGAUCCGUUUGCGCCCCCCGGUGUUGGUGAACCCAUCCCGGGAAGAAGGCCACCUCCUGACGCUGAUCACCUUCCACCUCCAGGAGGCUUUAAUGAGAAUAUGUUCAUGUAAUCUGUGUUCUGGAGAAUAUGCGAUAAUGUAAUAUAUACUAUUACACAAACACUUAUCUAUGUAAUAAAAAUGUUAUACAAAUUAAA